This is a messenger RNA of Echinococcus granulosus, 279 nucleotides long. RefSeq lists its product as hypothetical. The record is from RefSeq and is a predicted model, not a curated record. The transcript has 2 exons. Lineage: Eukaryota; Metazoa; Platyhelminthes; Cestoda; Cyclophyllidea; Taeniidae. The coding region runs from base 1 to 279 and encodes 92 amino acids.
AUGCUAAACCUUAACGUGACGGAAGAAGGUUAUACACUGUGGAUGAGAGAAUCUGUGAAGACCCCUGGCAGGGAUGCUAUCAACAACUCAAGCAACACUGCCCGCAAACAAUCGAAACGACCAGUAGCCUUCCGACUGGUGAUGUACAGAAGUGAUGGUCUGCAAAUCCUCCGCCCCAAUAGCUCCAAACAGGUCGAAACUUCAGAUCCAAUGGAAUUGCCAAGAAGGAUCAGCUACAUGGCAGUUGGAUAUCUUCUCCGUUCUUCGCAAACUCGAUGA